Emiliania huxleyi CCMP1516 is the source of this 1374-nucleotide messenger RNA. RefSeq lists its product as hypothetical. The record is from RefSeq and is a predicted model, not a curated record. The coding region runs from base 1 to 1374 and encodes 457 amino acids. NCBI's taxonomy places the organism in Eukaryota, Haptophyta, Isochrysidales, Noelaerhabdaceae. The transcript has a single exon.
AUGAGCUUGCGGGAACCGGGGUCGGCGUCGCCUGCUGGACCCGUUGGAGAUGCCGGGGCAAUCCGCAGCGAGUUUGAGGCGACGCCACAGCCGGCGUCGCCAAACGCUCCAGCGGAGAGCGUCUCGGAGCAGCUCUCGCACCUUCUUGCCGACCUGGACGACGAACGAAUGCGCAGCGAGGCCACUGCAGCGAAGCUGGAUUCGACACUGGAGCUGGCUCAAGCCAACGAGAUGCGAGCAUUGCGGGCAGAGGCAGAGCUCGAGACGCUCCAAGAGACGCACCGCACUCUCCAAGAGACGCACCGCACUCUCCAAGAGACGCACCGCACUCUCCAGGAGACGCACCGCACUCUCCAGGACCGCGGAGUUUUCGCAGCCGAGUCGGCAAGGUCCAGCACCACAAAGUCAACCUUUCGAUUUGAGCGGCUGGCGAUACCUACCGUCAGCAUCCUUGCGCUGGCGUGCACGUGCUUAUUCUUGUUAGCUGAGCGCGAGCUAGAGCCACCGGCCUUGCCGCCGGACGCUUGCGAGUCCUUCGCCUCUUUGGGCGAUUUCUCCUUCUGCGGUCCACCGGUGACGAGCGGUGGCUUCCGUGCAGCUUCGCUGGCGGCGCGUGCGCGCGGCAUGCAGGUCAUCGCCCAUGCCGCCAACGCCAGCCUGCUGCUCGCCGCCAGCGCCGGGAACCUGACACGAGCGUUCACCAAGGACAACCUCCGCUCCGCCGCCAUCUCGCUAAGCCACGGUGGAGCGACCGCCGGAGCGCGCAGCCUCGAGGCAGUGGUUGAGCUUGGUUCUGCGGCCGCAAGGACAGCCCUCUCGCUGGGAUCGGCGCUGCGCUUCUCCGAACAAGUGCUCGCCGAGGCAAUCUAUGACAGCUCGGCCUUAGCCUCAGCCGCCGCCUCGCGUGUGCGAGCGGCGGCGGCAUUCUUCGUGGCGAUGGCGUCAGGCGCCGCCAGCGCUGCCAGCGCUAGCGUUCGACUAGUGCUCCUCCCUGCUGCCGGUUCCUUGGCCACAGCCUGCGCGUCCGUGAGCAGUGCAGCGGGGGCCGUGCUCGGUGCAGUGCUCGUCGGCGCCUCCGUUCUGGCAGAGGAGUCGAGAGGCGUCGCCGGUGCUGCUGGCCGAUCCUUGCUCGACGCCGCCAAGAAACAGAGCACCCGCAUUCUCCCUCUACUUCGCGAGUGGGGAUCCGCUACUCGGCUGUCCGCGCAGGCGCUCACCGGCCACGCUCGUCAGGCCGCGCCCUUGGCUCGAUCCUCGGCGGUGAGGGCCUCGGAGACAGCGAGAGACGCAAUCGCCCGUUUGUGGGGAUCGCCAACGUCAACGCCGCCCAGUGGACCCGAGACGACGCCAGAGGCGACUUGGUGGUCGAGCUAA